Osmerus eperlanus (European smelt) is the source of this 1710-nucleotide messenger RNA. RefSeq names its product solute carrier family 22 member 7-like. Bases 1 to 1671 code for a protein of 556 amino acids. Gene Ontology annotation, biological process: transmembrane transport. Gene Ontology annotation, molecular function: transmembrane transporter activity. The record is from RefSeq and is a predicted model, not a curated record. Gene Ontology annotation, cellular component: membrane. Lineage: Eukaryota; Metazoa; Chordata; Actinopteri; Osmeriformes; Osmeridae. The transcript has 10 exons.
AUGAAGUUUGAAAAUGUUCUUGAGGAGACUAAUGGCUUUGGAUGGUUCCAAAUGUUGAUCAUUACUCUGCUCUGUGUUCCUCGGGUGAUUCUGCCUUGUCACUUCUUGCUGAAUAACUUCAUUGCAGCUGUACCCUCUCACCACUGUGACCUUAGCUCUCUGGAAGAUGGAGUAGUCUUUAGGAAUCUGUCGCAGGGGCAAAGACUGACCGUGGGUCUCCCAGUGCAGGAACAUGGAUCUACAAGUUCAUGUAGGAUGUUUGCAGAACCCCAAUUUAAACUCCUGGAAAAUGUUUCCAGCCAUACUGAAUUACCUACCAUUCAGUGUAGAACCGGAUGGGUGUAUGACAAGAGCAUGUUCACCUCCACACUGGCUACAGAGUGGGACCUUGUCUGUGACAGAAAAAGCUUGAACAAAGCAACAGCCACCAUCUUCUUUGUUGGAGUUAUGUUUGGAGCCAUUAUCUUUGGUAUCCUCUGUGACAAGUAUGGUAGAAGGAGCAUUUUAUUGGUGUCUUACACAAUGGCCAUCGUAUUUGGAAUGUCCAGUGCAUUCUCAAACUCCUUCAUAAUGUUUGCAGUGUUGAGAUUUCUCACAGGCUUUGGACUCACAGGAAUUAGUAUAAUUUCCAUAGUUCUGAGCAUUGAGUGGGUGGAUGUAAGACACCGGGCAUUGAUUGGCGUGAUUGGCAGCAUGGCGUGGACUGUUGGGAAUAUAAUGCUUGCAGGAAUUGCAUACUUAGUGAACGAUUGGCGGAUGCUGAUUGUGGCUGUUACUGCCCCUCUAGGUUUUGCUAUCAUUACCUGGUGGUGGAUCCCUGAGUCUGCCCGGUGGCUUUUGGCCAAUGGAAAAGUGGAAAGGGCUCACUUUUACCUGGAGAAGUGUGCCCGGUUUAAUAAAAAAGAUAACUUUUCUUCAAAAAUACAACUUGCGAGCCUGUCUAAUAUGACAACAGAUAACCAGAAGAAGACAUACUCCUAUUUGGAUCUUAUAAGGACCGCAGGAAUGAGAAGGCUGUCACUACUCACAGGGAUAGUUUGGUAUGGCGUUGCAUCAACAUACUAUGGGAUUAGUUUAAACAUUACUGGCUUUGGCUUGAACAUCUAUCUUACCCAUUUCAUCUACGCUGCCAUUGAAGUACCUGCAAAGAUUAUUGUCUACUUCUGUCUGAAUUCCACUGGCCGAAGACGUUGCCAAUCCGGCACUCUUCUUCUAACUGGAAUUUGUAUAGCCAUAAAUAUCUUUCUGCCCAAAGGUAUGUGGUACCUGCGCACAAUUGUGGCUGUGCUUGGAAAAGGCCUAUCAGAAGCGUCAUUCACCACAGUCUUCCUGUACACCACUGAACUAUACCCAACAGUUGUCAGGCAAAACGGCAUAGGCUAUACAAGUUUUAUGGCUCGUUUGGGCGUGUCAAUGGCGCCUCUGAUUAUACUACUGGAAGAUGUGUGGAAGCUACUUCCUGAGGUUAUCAUCUGCUUUUUUGCCAUCUUUUCUGGGCUUGUGGCAUGUCUUCUCCCAGAGACCUUAAAUGCAAAGCUGCCAGAGACCAUUGAGGACAUUGAAGAAUCAAGAAGUAAUACCAUCUUUAAAUCCCACAUGGAGACUCUUGAUGUUUCUCUGAAACCAAGGAACCAAGGAAGUCAAACACAAAUCCCUUUGGGAAAUGUGUAAUACGUGUGUCCUCAGGAUCUGAAUUCGGAUGCAUUUAUA